AAAUUAAGAUUAAGGUUGAAAAGUAAAAUAUUUAGACUUUUUGAGAUUAUAAAAAUUAUUUUUUACUAUAUUGUUAACAACGUGAGCUUCGAAGAAUGAUUAUGUGAAUUUUUAAAUGAUAAAAAAAUUUUAUAUUCAAAAUUGAGAAAUAUUAUGAUUUUAAAACAGUGUGAUUUUUUUAUGCAAAUAUCUUCGAAAUGGUUGAAUUUGCGGAAAUUUUAAAUCAGACCUUUUUUGUAGAGCAUUCGAUUUCCUACAAAAAAAAUGUAUAAAUAAUUUCUGAAUAUUCAUUAUUUAUACGAUAUAAAAUUCAGAACGAGCAAAAACAAGUUCUUCAAAUUGUAUCAAACUUUGACAUCGGAUAUCUUGUGAAUGGUUGAAUUUAUGCAAAAAUCAUAAGAGAUUUUUUUUGUAGAUCAGUAAAUUUGCUACAAAAUUUAUCGAAAGAUAUUUUCCGUAUCUUGAUUUUGUCGUAAGCUAUGUAUUUUUUACCAUGUUACUAAAUGAAAAAUCGAAAAUUAUCAAUAGUCACCUCUAAAUAUCAAUAUUGAGAGCUCAAAUUUUAACUGACACCAUAUUUUAAUAUAUCCUUUCGAUUUUUUAAAGUUCAUGAAAAAAAAAAAAAAAGUCCCCUAAUCUGAAACAGUCUAAUAUAUAUACAUAGAGACAAUCUAAAUUGUCUUCGUCGUCCUCAGCCUUGCAGUUUCCAUUUUUCCACGUCUCGUUGUCGUCUGAAACUACACAAGUCAUAGUGUCGUGGUCACAUGACUAAUUAUCUCGUUGACGCAUGUCCGUAAGGGUGAAGUGGGGACAGAGUCCCGAGGCUAGUCCUACGCCAAAUUUAUUGGUCAAUCACUUCGAUCCUCGAUCAAUUAGUAAUAAGACGUUUAUCUACUAUUGUAAUAUACUAGCAACUUACUUGCGAUUCUGUUAACUCGGGUAAUCUACUUGCAUUCUUUAUAACUCGAGCAACUAACUUGCGUAACAUUUAACAUUACUGGCAAUUUACUUGCAUUAUAAUUUUAUUCUAUAUUUAUUAUUUGUGAUGAAUAAAGUUCAGUUUCUUCAAUUAUUAUCUUACGUGACCAGCAAUAUACUCGCAAUAUAAAACUACACUGUGUCAUGCGCCCAUCUAUAUUAUAUCCAGCUUUUACAUAUUUUUGUAAGUAAUUAAAUAUUGCUGUAAUUAGCAAUAAACAAUCAUUGUAACUGCUAAUCCUUUGACGACAUAUAUUACUUUUUAUCCUGUUUAUAUCUUAUUCUACUGAUGAAAUUCUUGAAUAAUUAAGUAAAAGUAUUAUUAAUUAAAUUACAACUAAUAAUUCAACCAUCAAUAAGAAAGAUUUAUAAUUUUAUAAGCCGUGAGGUACAAUAAAAUUUGUUAGAAGCAAGCCUAAGUCAGGGUUCAACCCGCGAAUUCAGAUGAAUGCUGGUGGCAAUUGCGAAGAUAAAAAAUGAUUUGUAUCAAUGUUAUUUCAAUUUUGAUUGAUGUUUCCUUCAAUUUUUAUACUAUAGUUCUAAAUUCAAUUAAUGCAGAUUUAAAAAAAAUUGUUAAAUUUUUUUUCAUAAUCCUGAAAAAUGCCACUAUUUUAACUUCUUAUAAAAUUAUUCAAAUGAGAAAGACAGAUAAAAUUAUUCUCAAAUAUUUAAAAAAUUGCUGAAUUCCUAAUAAAUGAAAUGCAUUUCUGCCCAAAUUUUAAUAAUUAAUAAUACUAUUGGAAUUAUUAUUUUCCGAUGGAAUCCGAUUAAAACAUAAAAUGACAUUGAAUCGGAUUCAAUUGGAGUUUUUAUUCGGGCGUUGUUUCGCGUUCUAUUAUUCGCGAUUUGUAAUCUGUAACACGUCUAAUUUAAAUCUAUUUGCCGCUUAAAUCCUAUGCAUAUUCAACUACAUAGAUGCGAAUCAGUUGAAAAUUAAUGCAAGCAGUUGAAAAUGGAUGCAAAAGUCGAUAUAGAAUUGAAAAAAAAUUUACGAGAAGGUGUUAAUCCUCUAAGUGCCUUUACAUUUUCAUGGGUUUUGAAGAUAUUUUGGACAGGAUUCAAACGGGAUUUGGAAGUCGAGGAUCUUCCUAGGCCGCUGAAAGAACACAAAAGCAGUGUACUGGGUGAUAAAUUAUCAGCAGUAUGGAAUAAAAAAGUCAAACAAUAUUACGCGAACAAAAAAUUAAUCGAAAAAUCAGGCAGAUUAAACAGUAAUUCAAAAGGGAAGCAUAAAAAAAUAAAAAAACCUAGUUUACUGAAUGCAUUGAUUAGAGUUUUUGGUGCUCGGUAUACUCUUUAUGGAAUCGCCUUAGGUUUUGAGGAGCUCGUUGUCCGAGUUCUGCAGCCACUAGCUCUAGUAGGUCUUUUACGUUUCUUCACUACGCCAGAUAUAAGCAAAACAGAAGCAUUUCUAUACGCUGGUGGAGUGAUAAUGUGUUCAGUAAUAAAUAUCAUUAUAUUACAUCCCUCAUUUUUGGCGAUUUUUCAUAUGGGUAUGAAGCUACAGGUAGCAUGCCGCUCACUGAUUUACCGUAAAGCCUUGAAGCUGUCGAGAACGGCUCUAGGUGAAUCAACAGCUGGCCAAGUUGUUAAUCUUUUAUCGAAUGACGUGAAUAAAAUAGAUCCUGCUGUGAUAUUUUUUCAUUAUCUUUGGAUUGGCCCUGUUGGAACUGUUAUCAUGACGUACUUAAUGUAUCAAGAGGUUGGUGUAGCCGCGAUAAUUGGAGUAGCAUCUCUCCUGAUGUUUAUACCUCUACAGGUAUGGCUCGGUAAAAAAUCAUCAAUUUUACGUUUACGAACGGCAAUACUCACUGACGAGAGAAUACGGUUAACCAAUGAAAUCAUCAGUGGUAUUCAAGCUAUCAAAAUGUACGCUUGGGAGCAUCCCUUUAGUAAUUUCAUUGAAGUUGCACGUAAAAAAGAAAUGCAAGUUAUAAGACAAUCAUCAUACAUACGUGGUGUUAUCAUGUCUUUUUUGAAUUUUUCAUCUGGUUUAUCAUUAUUUAUUACAAUAUUGGCUCAUUUAUUAUCAGGUCAUCAAAUCACUGCUGAAACAGUAUAUAUGCUAACGGCAUAUUACAGUAUUUUGCGGCAAAUUAUGACGCUAUUUUUACCACUAGGGUUAAGCGCAGUAGCUGAAAUUUUAGUGUCAAUUAAACGUCUUGAGAAUUUUUUGAUGUAUGAGGAAAUGGAAGUAAAUAAUAAUGGUAGUAGUAAAAAUAGUCAAAAUAACUUAGGUAAAAAUUCAAGGGAAAAUAAUAUAGAUUCUGAUGAUAAAGACACGAAGGAUGAAGAAAUGGUUGAAUUGCUAGCAAAUUUCAACGAGGGGUCUAUAUCACUUAAUGGGGUUUAUGCUAAAUGGUUGGGCUCUGAUCGUGAAGAUACAUUAAAAAAAAUCAAUAUACAUAUUGAACCGGGUCAAUUGGUGGCUGUAGUUGGGCAAGUUGGUUCGGGUAAAACAAGCUUACUCAAUGCUAUUCUCAAAGAGCUUCCAGCGCACACGGGAAGUGUUGAUGUAGGCGGUAAAGUAGCUUACGCGAGUCAAGAACCCUGGUUAUUUGCUAGUUCAGUAAGGCAGAAUAUACUCUUCGGGCGUCCAUGGGAUGCUAGAAAAUAUGAUAAAGUUGUCAAAGUAUGUCAGCUAAAACGAGAUUUUUCACUAUUCCCAUAUGGCGACAAGACAAUUGUCGGUGAACGCGGUGUAAGUUUAUCUGGUGGACAGAGAGCGCGUAUCAAUUUAGCACGGGCUGUUUACUCGGAUGCACCGAUAUUUUUACUAGACGAUCCACUAAGUGCAGUAGACGCGCAUGUGGGUAAACACAUGUUCGAAGAGUGUGUUGAAAAGUACUUGAAUGGAAAAACAAGAAUACUUGUAACACAUCAGAUACAAUUUUUAAGCAAUGUUGAGAAGAUAAUUGUCAUGAAGGAUGGUGCUAUUAUUGCUGAAGGCAGUUACAAUAAACUAGUGAAGAUGGGUGUUGACUUCGGUCGUUUACUCGACUCAGAACCAAAAGAAGAGUCUGAAGAAACUAUGUCUCAGCCAAGAAGCAUUACGGGUUCACGAAAAGUAAGUGUUGCAUCAAUUAAUUCAGUGAUGACUAAUGAUGCUACAGCUCAGGGUCAAGCCGAGCCUGAAGAAGUUGCUGAGAUGCGUUCUAAAGGUUCGAUUGGCGGACAUAUCUACGCAUCUUAUUUCAAAGCUGGUGGCAAUGGUUGCCUGAUUUUCAUGGUAUUGCUACUAUGUAUACUAGCUCAAUUUGCAGCAAGUAGUGGAGAUGUAUUCGUUGCAUAUUGGGUAAAUCGUGAACAAGAAAACAGUAAUAAUUUCACCUUGAGUAGUUUAACUCAAACUCCUAAUCAAAAAUCUGGAUUGUCAGAUUCAGAAAGAUUUACUUGUAUUUAUAUUUUCACAGCAUUGACAGUGUUUACAAUUAUUAUAACAUUUACAAGAUCCUUUGGGUUUUUCAAUUUGUGUGUACGUGCUUCUGAACGUUUGCAUGAUAAAAUGUUUCGUAGCAUUAGUCGCGCACCAAUGAGAUUUUUUAACACAAAUUCUUCUGGACGUGUGUUGAAUCGCUUUUCUCGGGACAUGGGUGUUAUCGAUGAAUCUCUGCCAAUGGCUAUGAUCGAUUGUAUACAGGCAGCCAUGUCGCUCAUCGCUACUAUUGUCAUUGUUGCUUCUGUCAAUGUCUGGCUACUGAUACCUACAAUCAUUAUUUUCGGUGUAUUUUAUGGUUUACGGGCUGUUUAUAUACCUACAAGCCGUAGUGUUAAACGACUUGAAAGUAUAACAAGAUCACCGGUAUAUAGUCAUUUGAACACAACACUGCAAGGUCUGCCAACAAUACGUUCAUUCAAUGCGGAAGAAAUACUUACUAAAGAAUUUGAUCACCAUCAGGAUCUCCAUUCUUCCGCGUGGUAUAUUUUUAUAGCAUCGUCACGUACCUUCGGCUAUUGGCUCGAUCUCUUUUGUCUUAUCUACAUCAGCCUUGUAACUACUAGUUUUUUAUUCAUGACUACCGACGACAAUGACAAAUAUGAAGGUGGCAAUGUUGGUCUAGCAAUUACACAAAGUAUCGGAAUAGCUGGUAUGUUUCAGUGGGGAAUGCGACAGGCCACUGAGGUGGAGAAUCAAAUGACUUCAGUGGAGCGUGUGCUUGAGUAUACCAAUAUUGAGAGUGAACCAGCACUCGAGAGUUUACCGGAAAAAAAACCUAAAGAUGACUGGCCGUCGAGAGGUAAAGUCGAAUUUAAACGCGUUUACUUGGCUUAUUCCCCAUUAGAACCACCGGUACUCAGGAAUCUCAACUUUACUAUUGAGCCACGUGAAAAAAUAGGAAUUGUUGGACGCACUGGAGCAGGAAAAUCUUCCCUAAUAGCUGCCUUAUUCCGGCUUGCUGACAUUGAGGGUAACAUUGAGAUUGAUGGUGUAGAUACCGGUGAAAUCGGACUCCACGAUUUUCGCGUCAAGAUAAGCAUAAUUCCACAAGAGCCUUUUUUGUUCUCCGGUACAUUGAGAAGAAAUCUUGAUCCCUUCGAACAGUAUCCAGACAGUAUACUCUGGUCGGCAUUAGAAGAUGUCGAACUCAAAGAAAUGGGCCUUGAGGGCCACGUUAAUGAAGGUGGUACUAAUUUAAGUGUAGGACAACGGCAGUUAGUUUGUCUUGCGCGUGCUAUUGUUAGAAAUAAUAAAGUUCUUGUACUCGAUGAAGCCACCGCUAACGUUGAUCCACGGACGGAUGAAUUUAUCCAGAAGACUAUUAGACGCAAGUUUGCCGAUUGCACGAUUCUCACAAUUGCCCAUCGACUCAAUACUGUUAUGGACAGCGACAGAAUAUUAGUCAUGGAUGCCGGUUCUGCUGUGGAAUUUGAUCAUCCUUAUAUUUUACUUCAGAAUGAGGAUGGAUAUUUAUCAAAUAUGGUUAAAGAAACUGGCGUAACAAUGAUAGAAGCGCUUAAAAAUGUUGCUAAGCAAAACUAUGAACUUCGUAUGCCACCUGUUACGAUAACGAGUUGAUGCUUACGUUUCUUAUUUAAAAUCACUUGCCAUUGCCAAAUUAUUAUUUUAAUGAACUUAUAAAUACUUUCAAUUUAGUAGGUUUUUUUUUACAUGUCUGUACAGAACAAAUUAGUAUGUAACCAACUUAAUCGAACUUGCCUAAAAAAAAAAACCGAUUGUACUUAAUUUUCGAUCUAUCAAAUUUAAUUGAGAUUAUGAUUAAAGAUUCUCAUUUUUUUAAUUUACGCCUUAUCAUAAUUAAAAAUAUUGACUUAUAUUAAGAACUGCAUUAGAACGUCGAUUAUAAAUUGAAAUUGUACAUUAUUAUGU
This is a messenger RNA of Microplitis demolitor, 6307 nucleotides long. Its product is annotated as probable multidrug resistance-associated protein lethal(2)03659. The record is from RefSeq and is a predicted model, not a curated record. Gene Ontology annotation, molecular function: ATP binding; ABC-type transporter activity; ATP hydrolysis activity. Lineage: Eukaryota; Metazoa; Arthropoda; Insecta; Hymenoptera; Braconidae. Bases 1931 to 5995 code for a protein of 1354 amino acids. The transcript is spliced from 6 exons. Gene Ontology annotation, biological process: transmembrane transport. Gene Ontology annotation, cellular component: membrane.